AUGUAGGGAGAGAGGUUGGAAAAGCAGUGUGUGAGCAAGGUGAGAGUGAAGAGAAAGAAAAGAAACUAAGGAAAAAAAAAUGAUGAUAGAGAUAGAGGAAGUAAGCAGCUGGGAAGCCCUGCCUCUACUCUCCUUGAAUCAUGUCUCCAUAUUGGUUAGAUCAGUGUGGACUUCUGUGCGGUUCUAUGAGAAUGUCUUGGGUUUCCUUCUUGUUAAACGCCCUUCAUCUUUUAAUUUCCAUGGAGCAUGGUUGUACAACUAUGGCAUUGGAAUCCACUUGCUUGAGAACGAGUCAGCCGAUGAGUAUGACACUCAGAAUGAACCGCGCCCCAUCAAUCCCAAGGAUAACCACAUAUCUUUUCAAUGCACCGAUGUGGGAGUGGUGAAGAGGAAGCUGGAAGAAAUGGGGAUGAACUAUGCAACGGCGGUGGUGGAGGAUGAAGGGAUCAAGGUGGAUCAGGUGUUCUUCCACGACCCAGAUGGGUACAUGAUAGAAAUAUGCAACUGUGAGAAUCUUCCGAUGCUUCCUAUCUCCUCCUGCUCCUUCAAGCCCAAGAAUGACAAUUACAAGAAGAUGGGGGCAAACCACUGCGGUUUCAUGGAAGCUGUGGUGAUGGAGACUGCUAUGAUGGAGAGCUUGAGCAUGGAUAUGAUGAACUUUUCAUUCUAAGUAGUGAGAUUGUGAAGCCUUCUACUUUGAAAUGUUUAAUUUGAAGAAAAUUUAAGGAUUAUGCUACAUAUGCAUCAAAAGUUGUAUAAUUUUCAGUGCUUUGUGUUUUAAGGGGAAGAAUUUAAAGUGGUAUUUGUGGGAUUGUAAUAAAAAUGUAUGAAUACAUGGAUUUUCGAU
Ilex paraguariensis (yerba mate) is the source of this 847-nucleotide messenger RNA. The record is from the annotation of a GenBank genome assembly. NCBI's taxonomy places the organism in Eukaryota, Viridiplantae, Streptophyta, Magnoliopsida, Aquifoliales, Aquifoliaceae.